Messenger RNA from Pan troglodytes (chimpanzee), 1437 nucleotides. RefSeq names its product breakpoint cluster region protein. The transcript has 2 exons. NCBI's taxonomy places the organism in Eukaryota, Metazoa, Chordata, Mammalia, Primates, Hominidae. Bases 105 to 1154 code for a protein of 349 amino acids. Gene Ontology annotation, biological process: protein phosphorylation; signal transduction. The record is from RefSeq and is a predicted model, not a curated record. Gene Ontology annotation, molecular function: GTPase activator activity; protein serine/threonine kinase activity.
GAAGAAGACGGGGAAGAGGCGCGAGGGCGGAAGGGGACACUUGAUUUUUCCUCUGGUCUCUUCGGGGGCCGCGGGGAAGGGUCGGCGCGGACGGAGCUCGGGGCAUGUGGGACCCCCGCGCGUUCGAGCGGCGCUGGCGGGCCGAGUUCCCCGGGGCGGAGGCGCCGGUCCCGAGGCUGGAGUCGGUGCGGGACGCGGAGCGGGAGCUGGAGCGCUGCAGACUCAACCUGGAGCGGCUGCAACAGGUGCUGGCGGAGGAGCAGCUCAAAGCCUCGCUCCUGCAGGCCGCGCUGGCCGGGGGCGGCGGCGGAGAUUCCGGGGACCCCGGGCGCCCCGACCCCGAGGCUGAGUCUCCCCGCGGGGACCCCGGGCGCCCCGACCCCGAGGCUGAGUCUCCCCGCGGGGACCCCGGGCGCCCCGACCCCGAGGCUGAGUCUCCCCGCGGGGACCUGCCCGCCGGGCCCGGGGCGGCCGGAGAAGCGGGCGGGGGAAGGAGCUGGGCCGACGCCGUCCACCAGCAGCUCCUGCAGCCCCAGCUGCGGUUCCGGGCCCGGGAGGACGACGCGCCCCUCGGGGACCCCCAGGCGGCUCCCGGCACGGACGAGGGGGGCGACGGCAGCGACCACGACUUCGAGAUGGUGGAUUUCAACGAGAAGUUCAUCCUCAGCCACUGGCUGGUGGCCCCUUGCCGGUUCGGGACCCGCGAGCAGGCGCAGAGGCCGGGGCGGGCGUGCAGCCCCCACCGCUGGAUGCACCUGAUCCCCGGGGGGCGGCGGCCGCAGCGGGGGACCCGCGACCUGGAGCAGCGGGAGGCCGAGGCCAAGGACCGCCCGGGCUCGCCCCUCGCCGCGGCGGAGACCCCCAGGCGCGAGCACCUGCCCCCGUGGAGGCGCCACAGGUUCCUGCGGGUGCCCGAGCGGGACUCGCCCGGCCACAGCUCGCCGGAGAGAGACAGCGACGGCAGCCGGCACAGCUCCGACCGCGAGGAAGACUUCUCCGCAGGCUGCUCUGUGUGUUGGGGCCACGUGCAAACUUCAGGGAAGGGCCACGGCCUUCACCAGCCCCCUCUGCGGACUCGUUUUCUUCUUAGAAGGCGGCGCCCGGCCUCUUGGCUUUCUAGGAGUCUGGGAGCAAGAGGGGAAGGGGAGGCUUAGGCCCAUCUCGUUUUCCAGCUGGCCUGGUGCCCAGAGACCAUGUCUAGUCCAGCGUCUUCACUGGAUAAAAGAGGAAACUGAAGCUCAGAAAGAUUAAGUGCUCGUUGGGGUGAGCUGAGACCUUCACCGGGUCUCCUGUCAUCUCUCUCCCCUCGCAUCUGCUCUCUUUUCUGAGGACAGGGCCUGGUCUUAGUCAUCUUUGAACCCCCUUCUGGUGGUAUGGACGGUGCUUUGCAGCAGUCAAAGCUCAACGAAUAAUGGCUGAAUAAAUGAUUGCUUGGAA